CAGGUUAUCAAGUGAUCUGACAUUCAUGAAGGAGAGGAACAAAAAUCUUCCUCGUACACAUGAAUCCUUUAGUGAGCCCUUGAUCUGAUAUUUCCUCCUGAGGAGAGGCAGACAUCAUGAAGCAGAAAUUAACAUCAUCAGUUCAAAUUAUUUUGCUACUUCUUCUGACUGCGGUGGAUCUGACUGGUCAAUCAUACCCUGGAAAACCUAAGAUAACAAGAUGUCGUUCUCUAGAAAAGAAAACGUUUUCUUGUUGGUGGGAGCCUGGCUCAGAUGGAGGACUUCCUACCAAUUACACCCUGUUCUACAGCAAGGACAGUGAAGAAAAAAUAUAUGAAUGUCCAGACUACCAAACAUCAGGUCCCAAUUCCUGCUAUUUUGGAAAAAACCACACUAAUCCCUUGACAACAUAUAAUAUCACUGUAAUGGCAACGAAUUAUAUUGGAAGUAACAGCUCGGAUCCUCACUAUGUGGAUGUGACCUCCAUAGUUCAGCCAGAUCCUCCUUUGAACCUCUCUCUAGAAACAAAAACAUCUGCUAGCAUAAUGUACCUUUGGGCAAAAUGGUCUCCACCUCCAUUAACUGAUGUCAGCUCUAAUUCUCACAUAUAUCACUAUGAGCUACGACUAAAACCUGAGAAAAAGGAAGAGUGGGAGACAAUAUCUGUUGGAGUGCAUACACAGUACAAAGUGAUGAGGUUACAAGCCGGGGUGAAGUACGUUGUUCAGGUCCGUUGCAUGUUAGACCUUGGAGAAUGGAGUGAGUGGAGUUCUGAAAGAUGCAUUCAGAUUCCCAGUGGACAGUCACCUCCUGAAAAGCCUACAAUAAUAAAAUGCCGUUCUCCAGAAAAGGAAACAUUUACUUGUUGGUGGAAACCUGGUUCAGACGGAGGACAUCCUACUAACUACACUUUGCUUUACAGCAAAGAAGGAGAAGAACAAGUUUAUGAAUGUCCAGAUUACAGAACUGAAGGCCCCAAUUCGUGCUACUUUGAUAAAAAGCACACCUCUUUCUGGACCAUAUACAAUAUUACUGUGAAGGCAACUAAUGAAAUGGGAAGUAACAUCUCUGAUCCUCAUUAUGUGGAUGUGACUUACAUAGUACAGCCAGAUCCUCCCGUGAAUGUAACACUGGAAUUAAAAAAGCCAGUAAAUAGAAAACCGUAUCUGUUCUUGACAUGGUCUCCACCCCCUCUGGCUGAUGUCAGGUCUGGAUGGCUUACCCUUGAAUAUGAGUUGCGACUAAAGCCUGAAGAAGGAGAGGAAUGGGAGACUAUUUUUGUUGGACAGCAAACACAAUAUAAAAUGUUUAGUUUAAAUCCUGGAAGGAAGUACAUUGUACAGAUUCACUGCAAACCAGACCACCAUGGAUCGUGGAGUGAAUGGAGCUCGGAAAAGUAUAUUCAGAUCCCUACUGACUUUAGAGUAAAAGAUAUGGUUGUGUGGAUCAUCGUUGGUGUCUUGUCAUCUCUUAUAUGUUUAAUCAUGAGCUGGACAAUGGUUUUGAAAGGGUACAGAAUGAUAGCCUUUAUCCUACCGCCAGUUCCAGGACCAAAGAUAAAAGGCAUAGAUACACAUCUGUUGGAGACAGGAAAAUCUGAAGAAUUAUUGAGUGCUCUUGGUUGCCAUGGUUUCCCUCCAACAUCAGACUGUGACGAACUACUGAUAGAAUAUCUGGAGGUGGAGGACAGUGAGGAUCAGCAACUCAUGCCAAGCCAUGACAAUGGUCAUCCUAGUAAAAAUGCAAAAAUGCUACCCAUGGAAACAGACAGUGACUCAGGCCGAGGGAGCUGCGAUAGCCCUUCUCUGCUUUCCGAGAAGUGCAGGGAGUCCCAUGCCCUUCCAUCAACACUUCAAACACAAGACGUAAGAGAUGUUAAAGAAAAUAAAGGAGGAAAAAGGAGCUGGGAAACUCAGUGUAUAGCCUCAGAACAGAAAAUACUGCUUUUUGACAACGAGAGUACAAAAUCAUCCACAUGGCCUGCAGCCCAGUUACCUAAUAAUCAGCCUCCUGUGUUUGCCUACCACAGUACUGUAGAUGCAUAUAAGAUAACACUGAGUACCACAAAUGUGAACAUUGCACCGGUUUUGGGGGGAAAUGAAGAAAAGCAUCAGUCACAAUAUCCUAUCACUGAAACUGUCCACGAUGACACGGAAAAGCAAAGAGAGAUGGAGAAUUUGCAUUCCAAAACUGACCAAACCACAGCACAGGUCAAACAAAACAGACCUAAUGACAAGACACCUUUUUUGAAUCCUAAACUAAUGGAUUAUGUAGAAGUUCACAAAGUCAGACAAGAUGAGGAGCCAGCAGUAUUAUUGAAACAUAAAGAAAAUAGUGGAAAGACCAAAAAAUACACUGUUCCAGGAACCAGCAAAGAAUAUACCAAAGUCUCAACAGUUGUGGACCAUAAUAUUCUAGUAUUAAUGCCACAUUCACGAAUCCAGCACAGAUCUGUGUCUCAAGAACCUACAAUGGAAACGCCGCAGAACCUUCAGCACAGUCAAGCUGAGAAAAAUAUAAGCUACUGUCUGACGGUUCCAAGUGAGUGCAAAAGAGAGACCAGUGGAUCAGAGUACAUGGACCCAUCUUCCUUUAUGCCCUCCUUUAAAUAACCAGUAGUUGGUACAGUACAUACUUAAUAGUUAUGUACA
This is a messenger RNA of Pterocles gutturalis (yellow-throated sandgrouse), 2651 nucleotides long. It is a transcript of the gene PRLR, whose product is annotated as prolactin receptor. The transcript has 13 exons. The coding region runs from base 117 to 2612 and encodes 831 amino acids. Gene Ontology annotation, cellular component: signaling receptor complex; external side of plasma membrane; membrane. Gene Ontology annotation, biological process: cytokine-mediated signaling pathway. Gene Ontology annotation, molecular function: cytokine binding; cytokine receptor activity. The record is from RefSeq and is a predicted model, not a curated record. NCBI's taxonomy places the organism in Eukaryota, Metazoa, Chordata, Aves, Pterocliformes, Pteroclidae.